Mytilinidion resinicola is the source of this 1908-nucleotide messenger RNA. Its product is annotated as FAD/NAD(P)-binding domain-containing protein. Lineage: Eukaryota; Fungi; Ascomycota; Dothideomycetes; Mytilinidiales; Mytilinidiaceae. Bases 1 to 1497 code for a protein of 498 amino acids. The record is from RefSeq and is a predicted model, not a curated record. Gene Ontology annotation, molecular function: NADP binding; N,N-dimethylaniline monooxygenase activity; flavin adenine dinucleotide binding. The transcript has 5 exons.
AUGAUUGAUUCUAAGCCAAUAAAAUCGGUGGCGGUGAUUGGUGCUGGGGCUGCAGGUGUUAUCACAGCCGCGGCAUUAUCACGGGAGAAGUACUUUGAUACAAUACGCGUUUUUGAGCGGCGUGAUGGUGCUGGGGGCACAUGGAUAUAUGAUGCCGACCCCACACCACCGAUCGAGAUAGCCCCCGGAAAGCUUCCACCAGAUGUUGAUCCUCCGCUGUCAAUACCUAAAACCCUCCCAACGUCAACGCCUCCAAACCGCCAAGAACGAUUCGAGAAAACGCCAAUAUAUGACUCGCUCACCACCAACGUCCCCGACAUCGCCAUGUCUUUCUCCGACAUCCCCUUCCCCGGCGGCCCCUUCGUGCCCCACGAAGUCCCCCACCACUACCUCGAAGACUACGUGACCGCCCACAAGCUCGCCCCUUACUUCGUCUUCAACACCACCGUCGAAGACGUCUCCAAACUCCCCUCUCCCGCAGGCCGCGAGCGCUGGAAACUCACCCUCCGCCGCCACGCCCCCGACCGCGCGGUCGACGAAUGGUGGAGCGAGGAGUUCGACGCCGUGGUCAUCGGGAACGGGCAUUACUCUGUCCCUUUCAUCCCCGAAGUGAAGGGCUUGAAAAAAUACACCACCCUCUUCCCCACGCGCAUCACCCACUCCAAAUACUACCGCACCCCGCACCCCUACGCCAACAAACGCGUCCUCAUCAUCGGCAACUCCGCCUCCGGCCACGACAUCACCGCCGAGCUAGUCUCCCACGCCGCGCUGCCCGUCUACCAAUCGCGCCGCACGGCCUCGCGCUGGGACGGGCCCACGCCGCCGCCGGGCAUGGCGUGGAAGCCCAUCAUCAGCGAGUUCCUGCCCAGCGGGCGGAUCGUGUUCGAAGACGGCUCGCACCUCGACGACAUGGACGCCGUGGUCUACGCGACCGGCUACCGGGCCUCGUUCCCGUUCUGGAACGCGCGCGCGAACGGCGGCCCGAUCUGGGACUACCAGAACGCGAAGGUCGUGAACGGGUACUGGCACACCUUCCUCCACACGUAUCCCACGAUCGGACUCGUGGGCGUGCCGCGCGUGCUGACCUUCCGCAGCUGGGAGUACCAGGCCAUCACGCUCGCGCGGUUGUUCGCGGGCCGGCUGGCGAAGCCGCUCCCGCCCGUCGCGGAGCAGAGGAGGUGGGAGCGGCGGAGGUUGGAGCGGACGGGGCACGAGGGGCUGAAGUUUCAUGAUGUGCAGUGGGAGACGGGGGAGACGCACGGGUGGCUGAGGGGCUUGUUUGAGUGGGCGGGAUUGGGGACGCUGGAGGGGGAGGGGAGGCUGCCGCCGGCGUUGACGAAGGAGGUGGUGUGGGCGAUUGAGCAUUUGCGGAAGUAUCCGGAGCCGGGGAAGGGGGGGAGGGAUGAGGGAGAUGGGGAGGGAGAGGGAGAGGGAGCAGGAGAGGAUGGGUGGGUGGUUGUGACAGGGGCAAAGAAAGAUUUGUUGCAUUUUGUUUAGGCGAGUAUGAGAGAAGAUAGAUUAAUGAAGAGAUUAGACUGCACUUUUCAUAGAAACAUCGAUGAUGUAGGAGUAGCAAUAUCUUACCGCCCACGCCGACUAAUCCCCAACUGCUGCUCCCGAAUCGCAUGCCUCGUCCGAUCCGACACCCGCCUCAGGAUCAUCUGCCACUCAUUCAGUCGCCGGGCCUGGUCUUCAACAACCCUCUCUCGCUCCACGAGCUCUGAUUGCAGUUUCGCAUUCCUCAGCUUGAUCGCUGAAUACUUCGAGUCGAAAUCGUUAACCAGCUCCGCAAACGCCCUCAGUCUUGCAUUCAAUUUCUCCUCCUCCGCCGCCAGCUUCUCCUGCGCGCCCACCAGCGCUAUCUCCCGCUCCCCAAGCCCCACAUGCUGCUUCCUUAACGCCUCCACC